Messenger RNA from Dovyalis caffra, 1641 nucleotides. NCBI's taxonomy places the organism in Eukaryota, Viridiplantae, Streptophyta, Magnoliopsida, Malpighiales, Salicaceae. The record is from the annotation of a GenBank genome assembly.
AUGGGGAACCGUAGCUCAGCCACAAGAAAAGCUCUGCCCAUUGAUACCGCUUUCAAGCUUCCUUCUCCGUUACCAUCUUGGCCACAAGGUGAAGGCUUUGGGAAUGGAAUCAUUGAACUAGGAAGUGGAUUACAAGUCUGUCAGAUAUCAUCUCUCAACAAAAUAUGGGCCACAAAUGAAGGGGGACCUGAUAACCUUGGAGCUACCUUCUUUGAGCCAGCACAAUUGCCACAAGGUUUCUCUAUGCUGGGUUCCUACAGCCAGCCCAACAACAGUAAGCUACAUGGGUGGGUUCUUGCAGGGAAAGAUGAAACAGGCGAAGUCUUGAAGAACCCUAUAGAUUACACUCUUGUUUGGAGCAGUAAUUCUUUGAAAAUCAAGCAAGAUGGUGUUGGCUACAUUUGGCUACCUACUCCUCCUGAUGGUUACAAAGCUCUAGGCCAUGUAGUUACCAGCGCCGCUGAAAAACCUUCCCUUGAAAAAGUCCGUUGUGUUCGGUCUGAUCUCACUGACGAAUGUCAGAUCGACAAAUGGAUAUGGGGACAGGGUGAGGAAAGCGAUCCAAAUGGUUUCAAUGUUUCCAGCCUGCGUCCAAGCAACAGAGGAACACAAGCCAUGGGUGUCUCUGUUGGUACAUUUGUGGCCCAAAAUACUACCACUGCUCCUAUUUCUCUAGCAUGUUUGAAGAAUAUCGAGUCAAACUUAUCUUGUAUGCCUAAUCUAGAUCAAGUCCAAGCACUAUUCCAGGCUUACUCUCCUUGGAUAUAUUUCCAUCCUGAUGAAGAAUACCUUCCUUCCUCAGUAAGCUGGUAUUUUACCAAUGGGGCAUUACUCUAUAAGAAUGAUAAAGAUUCCAAACCUGUCUCGAUCGAAUCCACCGGCUCCAACCUUCCUCAAGGCGGUUCAAAUGAUGGCGCUUACUGGCUGGAUCUACCUGUGGAGGAAGCAGCCAAAGAAAGAGUAAAGAAAGGAGAUUUACAAGACUGCCAAGUCUAUUUACACAUAAAACCAAUGCUUGGCGCCACAUUUACUGAUAUAGUUAUCUGGGUAUUCUACCCUUUCAAUGGUCCUGCCAGGGCUAAAGUUGAUUUAAUCAAUGUUCCAUUGGGAAAAACAGGACAACAUAUCGGUGAUUGGGAGCAUAUCACCUUGAGGAUCAGUAAUUUCAGUGGAGAGCUAUGGAGCAUCUAUAUGUCAGCCCACAGUAGCGGGAAAUGGUACGACGCUUCCGAGCUUGAAUUUCAAAACGGAAACAAAGCUGUGACCUAUUCAUCGUUAAGCGGUCAUGCGAUGUAUGCCAAGGCAGGUCUAGUUUUACAAGGGGGUGGGAGCAUAGGAAUCAGGAAUGAUACUUCCAAAAGUGAAAAGUUGUUGGAUACUGGAGCAAGAUUCUCAGUGGUGUCAGCUGGGUAUGCGGGCACGGCUGUCGUUGAACCACCAUGGCUUAACUAUUUGAGGAAAUGGGGUCCAAAUAUUACUUACGAUAUUGCGGAAGAUGCCGAGAAGAUGGAGAACCUAUUGCCUGGAUCACUCAAGUCUGCUUUUGACAAGUUUGUGAAGGGUCUACCGAGAGAAAUAUUUGGGGAAGAAGGGCCUACUGGUCCCAAAUUGAAAAGAAAUUGGACCGGAGAUGAAGUUUGA